GAAAUCGGGCUGUGGACUUUGCACAAUUGCGUUUCCCUCUCCUGCUACGACUUUCGCCGGUGUCUCCGCUCUGCCGACUUCCUCGCUUUCCCCUCCACUCCCAGCCGCGCGGCUCCAGCGCUCACCGAAUCCCGCUUUCUCCCUGAGUCACUGAAUCAUGAAGGUCGCGAGUGGAAACGCCGCCGCCGCCGGCCCCAGCUGCGCGCUCAAGGCCGGGAAGAUGUCCGGAGGCGCCGGGGAAGUGGUUCGCUGUCUGUCGGAGCAGAGCGUCGCCAUCUCCCGCUGCGGCGGGGCGGGCACCCGCCUUCCUGCCCUGUUGGACGAGCAGCAGGUGAACGUGCUGCUCUACGACAUGAACGGCUGCUACUCGCGCCUCAAGGAGCUGGUCCCCACGCUCCCCCAGAACCGCAAGGUCAGCAAGGUGGAGAUCCUGCAGCACGUCAUCGACUACAUCUGGGACUUGCAGCUGGAGUUGGACUCUCAGGCCGUGGGUAACCCCGGGGGCCGGGGCCUCCCUGCCCGGGCGCCCCUCAGCACGCUCAACGGCGAGAUGAGUCUUGCGGCAGAGCCUGCUUGCGUUGGCGCAGAUGAUCGUAUACUGUGUCGCUGAGACGUCCGGCUGACAACCACGGACCCUGGAAGCUGGGGCGAAGGAGAAAAAGCCCUCGUGGGUUUCCCAGAUUUCCCCGUUCCCAUUCCGUUCUCGUGAGGAAAGAGGCCGUCGGGAGCUUGCUGUCCUGCGUGGGAGGUGACCUCCCACGAACCCCGUGGGAUGAGCUGGCCCAUCCCAGCGCCCCGUUGGGGCUAGGGGGCAUGGAGUCGCUGCAGCCCCAGGUGCCAGAGACCUCCGGGCCCCAAUGAGACACUCGACUUCUCUUGCUCGGGGGAGACCUGUUUAUUAUUUUUUUUAAAGAUACUCCUUGGAAAAAAAUGUAAUUUGUUUUUUGCUUCUCAGAUUUCUGAGAAAAUAAUUGCCUGUAUUGUAUAUUACAAUGAUUAUUGAGAAUAUUGUUUUUUACAAUAGUGUAAAGUGUGGGCGUUUUGUUAUUAAACAAAUAAUUGAUAAA
Molecule: messenger RNA, 1067 nt
Organism: Sarcophilus harrisii (Tasmanian devil)
Lineage: Eukaryota; Metazoa; Chordata; Mammalia; Dasyuromorphia; Dasyuridae
Gene: ID1
Product: inhibitor of DNA binding 1, HLH protein
Exons: 2
Coding region: 158-610 (150 amino acids)
Biological process (GO): cell differentiation; negative regulation of transcription by RNA polymerase II; circadian regulation of gene expression
Cellular component (GO): cytoplasm; nucleus
Molecular function (GO): transcription regulator activity; protein dimerization activity
Source: RefSeq, a predicted model, not a curated record